Macrobrachium nipponense is the source of this 2241-nucleotide messenger RNA. RefSeq lists its product as uncharacterized. NCBI's taxonomy places the organism in Eukaryota, Metazoa, Arthropoda, Malacostraca, Decapoda, Palaemonidae. The transcript has 4 exons. Bases 919 to 2241 code for a protein of 440 amino acids. The record is from RefSeq and is a predicted model, not a curated record.
UGUGUAUGCGUCUCCGAGAAGCGAGGAACGAUGGAGGGGAGUCUAGUUUUGGCGAAACUUUCGACGACUCGGGAAUCUGGUUUUGCGCUGAUGUCACCGAGGUGUUGACUGUGGUAGUAGAGGCUCCGUUCUCGCCCUUCCUUGGAUUUACGUAGGUCCUGUCAUAGUUGGUGUAGUGUGACUCAUUCCGUUUGCAUUUCACGCAGAAAAUUUCAGUGUUUGUAAGUUUGGAAUUAGAAUGAAGUGUGCUAUACGUGGUAUUUUAUCAGUUAUUGGUGUUCUAAGGACACACCAAACAGUUCAAAGUGUUAUAUGAAGGUCAUUAAGUGACUGUCUUAAAUAAAGGUGAAAAUGGGAAGUCUAAGUUCAUGUGAACUUUAGUUUUGCAUCAAAGAUGAGCUACGGCAAAAUCACAGCCACUGAAAAUAGUUGAUUGUUUUUAUUCCUAUUGUUGCCGAGAUGGAUAGUGUGAACUAUGUUGAGUGCAUAUAAAGACAAGGCUGUCUACAAUUCAGGAUCUAUCCCUCAAAAGUGGAGAUGAACGAAGAAACAUUUAAACAGGCCAUCGCCAUUAAAUGUCAUUUGGACCAACAAAUGGAGGCAUAUUUUCACUUAGAAUACAGCGAUAAAUUAUUAUGAUAAGUGCAAGCGUUUAAAAGUGUUGUGAUACGAUCUGCAAAGUGUAAAAGUGUUUAGUGUACCGCGAAUUUUGGUACCCAAAUGCGUCGGUGCCUUUGCCUCAUUCAUUAAGAAUGCAAGUCGAAUAUUAUUUCUAAAUUCGCCAUCCAUUUGCCCAAGUGAAUAAUGCAUGAGGAUUUUCGUUCAUCAGGCAGGGUCUUAUGCAAACGAGAAUACGCGCUCCUUUCCCAUUAUUAGUAUCUGUUAAGUGAUGUUUGACGUUCCAAACGACCAAAGAAAAUGGAGCUGCCUCCUGGGAACGCCGAUGGAAGAAAACGGAAGCAGGAAAAAGGUGCCAUGGAUACUCAAACGGUUGUGGAAGACCUGGAGAACACCAUUAGCAGCUUGGCCUCUUACCUUUCGUCAAAUUCUAGUCGGAUAACAACUCCUUCCAAUGAGUCACCCACUCAGAGUUCUCAGUCACAACAGAUACCAUCACCACUUUGCCAAGCCCCACUUUCGGUAUUUGCCACAGCCCUUGGCAGUGAUGGAGUUCAGUCUCUUAACCUAUCCCACUCAGGAUCCGUAACUUCAAUAGCUCGACAGAUUGUAUCUCCGAAGGAUACUGACUCUCCUAAGGGAGUAUUUAGGCCAAUCUCACCACCAGGCUCUGCCUUCUCUUCUCCUCUUGCUACUCCAUCUGGGGUUUUCAGUCCUUUGCCCGAAGAUGUUCCACCACCAUUGCCAAAAAGGGGACCGCCUGUAAGGAGCUCUCCUAACCCUGAUGUCUUCUCUCUACCUGCUAUGGCCUGUUUACAGUCUGGCUCUCCAUCUGUUUCCAGUAGAAUCUCACCCUAUCACCCUGAAAGAUCAACAGAAUUCCCAGAUGUAAGAGACAGAGCCCAAGUGAGUUCUGUUAUUUCUAAAACUUCCAGUGAUAUUGAACUAUUUAACUUGUAUCGAUCUGAUAAACAUAAUGACCAAAGACAGCCCCUAGGUGAGAUAGAGAGUAAUCUUGGUCUUUUAUCAGAGGAACAAAUCUCUACCAAGGUUAACGACAGUGAAAUAGUUAAACCCUGCAGUGCUUCACCUGAUAAGGGCACAACUGAGAAUGAAAUAAACAUAAAUGAAGAAGAGUGUUCAAUUCCCCAGUCAUCAGAACUUAUUAGAGGUGCUACUUUUAAAGAUACACAGUUAACUCAGUCACCCACUCAAAGUUGUCUCUCACAGAGGACUUCCCAAGUGUUUUCAGGUGAAAAGUCCUCUUCUGAGCUGGAACAUCACUAUUCAGAGAUUGACCUCUAUACUCCUUCAGAUGGGAGAGACGAUGCGACACUGGCGACGGAUUUAGCUAGUACUGCAUCCAACGCAACUCUCUACAGUCCUCCACCGGUUCCUCUUCAUGCUGAAGAUGUCUUGCUAUCUCUCCUCGUGGUGGAUUUCCUGGCACACCACCAAGUGCUUGUUGACAUCGCCAUCAAGUGCCCCAUCGAUGCCAAAAGUCUGUCCACAACGGCCAUCACUGCAGCCCCCACGGAACACACCCUCCAUGUCACAGAUUCCAAAGAUGAGUUGGCCUACCUGGUUUCCACAUACCCAGAUGUCUUCAAGCCUGAACCAUGA